AUCGGACAGGUAUACCAACUCGGCGAGCUCGAAUACAGCCUACUCGCAUUUUGUUCAUCGUGAAAAAUAAAAGUAAGGAAAAUUCGGUGUUUUCUUUAUUUAAAACUCCAAAUAAAAUAGAAUAAUUUCAAGCUAAAUAGUUUAUCAUUUACGAAUCAGCUGUGAUUGCGACUAGAGUUCAAUUCCACAAGAAACAAAUCAGUACAACCGAGUGCAAUAAAAGUUCAAACAAAAGUUUUCCAAAACAACGCAAAUUAAAUUCUCUUUUUCCAUCAUUCGAUUGAAUCGGUUCCUUCGCGAGAGCUCGCAUUUUUAAUAUUUUUUUUUGUCAAAACAUGUGGAUUUAUGCGCCCAAUAUUCCAUGAAGUGUCAUCAGAAUUCGAUAUUUUGACUGUGAUAGAAGUGCUCGCUUUUCUACCACGAUUUUUAAGAACAAUAAUUUUCCGCGAAGAUUUUGUUGCCUACGUUUAGUACAUGAACGUAGAUUUGUUGGGAAUAAUCGGAAUAUUAAGCGUUUGAAAACGAGUAAAUAGACAAAUAAAAAUGCAGAACUGUAGUCGGCCUUUCAACGAGUACACCCAUGCCGAAUUAAGACCACCGCGAGGAGGAAAUAGUGCUGCCAACCACAAACUGUCGGUGGAUGCUCCAGAAUUCGUUCCACAAACGAAAAUUCCGUCAAUGGAUGUGGGUGUUGUGCCACAUCAGCAGCACACACCAUAUCAGCCGUACCAUCAACUGCCGCACCAAGUACAACAUCAUAAUCCACAUACAAUGAACCAUAACAAUCAGAUGAAUCACAAUCACACGAACCAGAAACGAAGUGGUCGAUUUUCCGUUCAAGAUCGUUUGGGCCUUGGUGGACCGGUUUCACAUCAGCAGCAGCAGCAGCAGCAUCAUCACCACCACCAUCAUCAACAGCAGCAGCAGCAGCACCAUCAUCAUCAACACUACAAUGUCGGUUCGUCGAUGGGUGGCGGUAGCGGUUACCAUCAGCAACAACAACAGCAGCAGCAGCAACAACAUCAUCAGCAGAAUAAUGCGGAUGUUAGAGGAUCCAAUCCGUCGGAAGCCGAAUCCCAUGUCCUCAGCUUCUUGAUUGAAGUGAUGAGAAAGUUGAACGCUGAUCCUGGGUCAUUCGAAUCAUACCAAAAGGAGCUGAAUUCACUGUACCUCGAAUAUGCACACAAUGAAUUUGUCAUCAGCAAUGCCAUCGAAAUUAUAUUUGACCAGUCCAUCAAUGAACAAAAUUUCCGGUACAUGGGAGCACGGAUUUGUCGCUUACUCGAUGCUCUGGACGCAUCGCCGGACAGUGUGUUCAGACAUUUGUUGCGCCUGAAAAUGAACUACAAUCAGGAAGAGAAUAUGGCUUUCAUCACCAACGAUGCACACAAAGUACGCGGCACAACAUUAUUCUUGGCUGAACUAUACAUUCAAUUGCAGAACGACGGACAUAGAAUCGGCGAUGUUGCCAAAAGCAUUUACAAGGCAAUCAGUUUAUUGUUGCAGAAGACCACUCCGGAGAACAUUAAAUGCGUUUGUCAAACCUUGAAGCUGUGCGGCUACGAACUCGAAAUUGAUUUUCCCAUGGAAGCAGCCGACGUUCUCAGCAUACUUAAACAAGUGAAAGAUAUUGAUGUUUCAACUGAACGAUUAUUGAAGUCUGUGCUGGAAUUGAGUCAAAAUCGUUGGGGACGAACUGAAGCCGUCCUCAAUGCACCGAUAAUUGAACAUAACAUUCAGCCAAACUACAGUAAUGAUCCCGUGUUUUAUGGGCCCGAUGGCGAAAUAAUCACCGAAGAAGAGAGCAAAUUCCUUUCCGAUAUUCCAGCCUAUCCGAAUUUCGACUAUUGUGAAGAUAGCAAUGAUGCCGAUGAGCUGGCCGAACCUGAACCAGAAAUGGAUCUAGAAAUUCAAAUGGCGUUUAAGGACUUUGUGAAAAGUCAACAUAAUCAGAAAUGAUAAUUUUGUUGUGGUAAUGUGCGUUUUCCAGAUGUAACCAGAGAGACAAAGCAAUUCACAGAUAAGACUUAUCAAGCCACAACAAUAUAUAUAAAUAGUACACACGAUGAAUGAGAGGAAAAAAGAAAAACAAAACAGAGAAACAGAAUUAUUUAAGGAAAUAGUUAAAGAAACAAAAUAAAACAAAAAAACGAAAAAAUACUUAAAGCAAACAACAAAAAAUGUGCGCGAUGCUCCUUUCCUUAGCUUACAAAAAAAAAAAAAAAAAAAAAAAACAGAAAAA
Bradysia coprophila is the source of this 2242-nucleotide messenger RNA. Its product is annotated as Poly(A) binding protein interacting protein 1. The record is from RefSeq and is a predicted model, not a curated record. Gene Ontology annotation, molecular function: protein binding; translation activator activity; RNA binding. NCBI's taxonomy places the organism in Eukaryota, Metazoa, Arthropoda, Insecta, Diptera, Sciaridae. Gene Ontology annotation, biological process: regulation of translational initiation.